CAUUAAUUCUCUUCGUGCAAUUGCCCAUUCCUCGCCAUGUUUGACACAGUCUGUACCCUUCCGCUAUCCGCGGACCUCUUCUCACAGGCCCUUCACCCCAAGGAGUCUGUCGUGUCUGUGGGACUCGCCACCGGCCAUGUUCAAACGUUCCGACUCCCCACCGACGAAGCGGCCAGCGAUGACGAUGAGACGUCGGCUUCGUCAUCACGCAAUGGCAGAAGACACAUUGAUACGAUGUGGAGGACGAGACGGCACAAGGGCAGCUGUCGGUGCUUGACGUUUGGAAUUGACGGCGAGACGCUCUACUCUGCCGGCACGGACGGGCUGGUCAAGGCCGCAAAGGCGGAGACGGGUGUCGUCGAAAAUAAGAUUGCCAUUCCCACGGCGAAGGAUGGAUCUGUCGACGCCCCCACUAUCAUUCACGCUCUUUCUCCUCAGACCCUCCUUCUUGCCACCGACUCCAGCGCUCUACACCUCUACGAUCUCCGCACACCCUUCUCCAAAGUUUCCGCGAAACCUCAACAAUCACACCACCCCCACGACGACUACGUCUCAUCGCUUACCCCUCUACCGGCUUCCGAAACUAGCACUUCGGGAUUCAGCAAGCAAUGGGUGACGACGGGCGGAACCACCCUCGCCGUUACGGAUCUUCGACGGGGAGUGCUUGUCCGCAGUGAGGACCAGGAAGAGGAGCUGAUCAGCUCGGUGUACAUUGGUGGACUGGCAACUACUGGCACGAGUCGGGGAGAGAAGGUGCUCGUGGGUGGCUCUGGUGGUGUUCUCACCCUCUGGGAGAAGGGCGCGUGGGAUGACCAGGACGAGCGGAUUUACGUGCAGCCUGGAUCUGGGGGUGGAGAGUCUCUGGAGACCAUGGCCGUUGUUCCGGACGAGCUGGGCAAGGGCAAGGUGGUCGCUGUGGGUCUGGGCAAUGGCGGUGUCAAGUUUGUCCGGAUAGGCGCCAACAAGGUCUGCUCGGAGGUCAUGCACGAUGAGACCGAGGGCGUAGUUGGCUUGGGUUUCGAUGUCGAGGGCCGCAUGGUCACUGGUGGUGGCCAAGUGGUGAAGGUCUGGCACGAAGCGGUCAUCGGGGCCGAUAAGUACGGGGCGAUGCCGGGGGAGAAGCGCAUGUAUGGCGACAGUGACGACAGUGACGAUGAUGACAGCGAUGACGAUUCCGAUGAUAGCGAUGCUGGCGGCCAACAGGAGCGCGCGCAGAACAAACGCAAGAAGACGAAAGCCAAGGGCAAUGGAGGCCAACACGUCAUGGCAUUCCAUGAUUUGGAUUAAGUGGAUUUAUUGAUACCCUAAAAGGGAGAUUAUGCAUAGCAUUGGUGUCGGAAAACAAAAGGGAGUGUCAUAACCCAAUAUGGAUAAUAUUAUUCUAGAUAAUUGAGCUAUAC
Messenger RNA from Aspergillus sclerotioniger CBS 115572, 1400 nucleotides. RefSeq names its product WD40 repeat domain-containing protein. The record is from RefSeq and is a predicted model, not a curated record. The coding region runs from base 37 to 1287 and encodes 416 amino acids. The transcript has 2 exons. NCBI's taxonomy places the organism in Eukaryota, Fungi, Ascomycota, Eurotiomycetes, Eurotiales, Aspergillaceae. Gene Ontology annotation, molecular function: protein binding.